AUGAUACCAGACCUGCCUGGUUUCUAUGGCACCGACCCACCAAUAUUAGCAAGGAUCUUAGAGCGAGAGCCACAUCUGGUGCAAGAGACAGUGAACAAACCCCUGUCCUCUCUGGAGCCCGAACCAAGAAAGUCAAAACACGCGUUUGAGUUGAAACACAAACAUGAAAGAAAACCUCACUCGUCUUCCUCCAACUCCUCCAUGACAGUCCGUAAGCACUCGGAAAGGCUCCCUAGCUGCGUGCAGGCCACAUCAAUCAAGACAGCCUUCAAGUACAUCAACGUGGUGCUGUCCUGUUUGAUAUUUGCUGUGGGGAUCAUAGGAAACGCCACCCUGCUGAGGAUUAUCUGCCAAAACAAAAGCAUGAGGAAUGGACCCAAUGCUCUGAUAGCGAGCCUGGCUCUGGGAGACUUGAUCUACAUCGCCAUCGACAUUCCAAUCAACGUCUACAAGCUCCUGGCCAUGCGGUGGCCGUUUGCAGACAGUGCAGUUGGCCUCUUCCUCUGUAAGCUGUUUCCCUUCCUGCAGAAAGCUUCAGUCGGCAUCACCGUCCUCAACCUGUGUGCCCUGAGUGUGGACAGGUAUCGUGCAGUGGCGUCUUGGUCACGAGUGCAGGGCACAGGUGUUCCCACCGUUACGGCGUUGGAGAUCGUGGCGAUCUGGCUGCUGUCCGUGGUGCUGGCGGUGCCCGAGGCCAUCGGCUUCAACAUGGUCACCUUCGACUACAAGAACGUUACCAUGAUGACCUGCAUGUUGCAGCCCAAGACACCUUUCAUGAUUUUUUACCGGGAUGCAAAGGACUGGUGGCUGUUUGGCUUCUACUUCUGCGUUCCUCUGGCCUGUUCUGUUGUUUUUUACAGCCUGAUGACCGGUGAGAUGCUCAGACAUCAGAAAGGAAGUCUGAGGAUCGCACUGAGUGAACACCUCAAACAGCGUAGAGAAGUAGCUAAAGCUGUGUUCUGCCUGGUGUUGAUCUUUGCUCUGUGCUGGUUUCCGCUCCAUCUGAGUCGCUUGCUGAAGUGGACCGCCUACAAAUCCAAUGAUGCACACCGCUGCGACCUGUUAAAUUUCCUCUUGGUGCUGGACUACUUCAGCAUCAACAUGGCAACCAUCAACUCCUGCAUCAACCCCAUAAUCCUCUACUUCGUCUCCAAGAAGUUCAAAAACUGCUUCAAGUCCUGUCUGUGUUGUUGGUGUUAUUCUGGCUCUCUCUCUAACAGUAUGCUGCCUCUCCACCAUGGGACGAGCCAGCAAUACAAACACACUGACCACUGA
Thunnus maccoyii (southern bluefin tuna) is the source of this 1275-nucleotide messenger RNA. Its product is annotated as endothelin receptor type B-like. Gene Ontology annotation, molecular function: endothelin receptor activity. Gene Ontology annotation, cellular component: membrane. The coding region runs from base 1 to 1275 and encodes 424 amino acids. Lineage: Eukaryota; Metazoa; Chordata; Actinopteri; Scombriformes; Scombridae. The record is from RefSeq and is a predicted model, not a curated record. The transcript has 7 exons. Gene Ontology annotation, biological process: vasoconstriction; regulation of blood pressure; G protein-coupled receptor signaling pathway.